This is a messenger RNA of Loxodonta africana (African savanna elephant), 4346 nucleotides long. RefSeq names its product TEA domain transcription factor 3 (gene TEAD3). The record is from RefSeq and is a predicted model, not a curated record. Bases 988 to 2037 code for a protein of 349 amino acids. The transcript is spliced from 8 exons. Gene Ontology annotation, biological process: hippo signaling; regulation of transcription by RNA polymerase II; embryonic organ development. Gene Ontology annotation, molecular function: RNA polymerase II cis-regulatory region sequence-specific DNA binding; DNA-binding transcription factor activity, RNA polymerase II-specific. Lineage: Eukaryota; Metazoa; Chordata; Mammalia; Proboscidea; Elephantidae. Gene Ontology annotation, cellular component: transcription regulator complex.
GCCCCUCCCCAGGCUGGGGGUGGAGGGUAGGGAGGAAGAGUCAUAGCACCUGGUAUAGAAUUUUCAAACUAUGGACUGUGAAAACAAUUAUUAGCCUACAAGCAGCAUUUUUUUUUUUUUUUGGUGAAAAUAUACACAGCAAAACCCGUUCCCAUUCCGCAGUUUCUAAACGUAAUGAUCAGGGACAUUGGUUACAUUCUUCACAUUGUGUCAACAUUCUCAUUAUUUCUGUUCUAGUUGUUUCACUUCCAUUUGCUUAAUUUCUCUGUUGAUGCUUUGGUCUUAUAUAGAUUUUUUUUUUUUUUAAAGUAAUGUAAUACUUAAAGGUAUUUUGGGGCUAAACUGUUAUUUAGUUUAAAGGUGGGAGCAUUUUUUUGAAAAUAACUUAUUUUUCAUUAUUAAAAAUAUACAAAGCAAAACAUACACCAAUUCAGUAAUUUCUACAUGUACAACUCAGUGACAUUGAUUACAUUCUUUCAAGCUAUGCAGCCAUUCUCACCCUCCUUUUCUGAGCUGUUUCUCCCCCAUUAACAUGAACUCAAACUGCCCUCUAAGCUUCCUAUCUAACCUUUCGAGUUUCAAGCAGCAUUUUUUAAAAAAAUGAAACACAGUGGUUCUCCAACUUUAGCACACAUCAGAAUACCCUGGGCUUGUUAAAACGGGUUGCUGAGCCCCACCCAGAGAGUCUCUGAUUCAGUAAGUCUGGGGCCUGAGAAUUGGCAUUUCUAACAAUUUCUCAGGUGAUACUGAUGCUGCGGGUCUACAGACCAUACUUUGAGAACCACUGAUGAAAUAGAAUAGAAAAUAUCAGAAAUGUUGUGGUAUGUAUGUAUUGGGUUACAGAAUAAAAUAAUUUCUUACUGUGAGUUGGGUUGAUACAUAGGGAUGACAUACUCUUAGGGGACAGACUUAGAGAGGGGUAGAGACUCUCCUGAGAACACACAGCAGAGCCAAACUAGAAUCAAGACCUGGACUCCCAAAGCCCAGAUGGCCUGCUCAGACCUGCCCUCCCACAGCAAAGCCCUGGUCUCUGGCCUGGCCCACACCUCACCUGGCUCCUCCCUUCUCCAGGACCAGGUCUCCAAGGAUAAAGCCCUCCAGAGCAUGGCGUCCAUGUCCUCUGCCCAGAUCGUCUCUGCCAGUGUCCUGCAGAACAAGUUCAGCCCACCCUCCCCUCUGCCCCAGGCCGUCUUCUCCACUUCCUCACGGUUCUGGAGCAGCCCCCCUCUCCUGGGACAGCAGCCUGGACCCUCUCAGGACAUCAAGCCCUUUGCACAGCCAGCCUACCCCAUCCAGCCAACCCUGCCGCCGACACUCAGCAGUUACGAGCCCCUGGCCCCGCUGCCCCCAGCUGCUGCCUCUGUGCCUGUGUGGCAGGACCGCACCAUCGCCUCCUCCCGGCUGCGGCUCCUUGAGUAUUCGGCCUUCAUGGAGGUGCAGCGAGACCCUGACACGUACAGCAAACACCUGUUUGUGCACAUCGGCCAGACGAACCCUGCCUUCUCUGACCCACCCCUGGAGGCGGUGGAUGUGCGCCAGAUCUACGACAAGUUUCCCGAGAAGAAGGGUGGGCUGAAGGAGCUCUAUGAGAAGGGGCCCCCUAACGCCUUCUUCCUUGUCAAGUUCUGGGCUGACCUCAACAGCACUAUCCAGGAGGGCCCAGGAGCCUUCUAUGGGGUCAGCUCCCAGUACAGUUCAGCUGACAGUAUGACCAUCAGCGUCUCCACCAAGGUGUGCUCCUUUGGCAAGCAGGUGGUAGAGAAGGUGGAGACGGAGUAUGCCCGGCUGGAGAACGGGCGCUUCGUCUACCGCAUUCAUCGCUCGCCCAUGUGCGAGUACAUGAUCAACUUCAUCCACAAGCUGAAGCACCUGCCUGAGAAGUACAUGAUGAACAGUGUCCUGGAGAACUUCACCAUCCUGCAGGUGGUAACGAGCCGGGACUCUCAGGAGACCCUGCUUGUCAUUGCUUUCGUCUUUGAAGUCUCCACCAGCGAGCACGGGGCCCAGCACCACGUCUACAAGCUUGUCAAAGACUAGGAUGCCUUCUGCCCCCCAGCACCAAGAUCCAGGAUGAGCAUCCUUUCCACACACCCACCUGGCACCCCUGGGGGGUCCAGGAUUGAGGACACAUCUGUCUGCCAGGCCCCAGGCCCAGGACCCAGGAGCCUCCCCACCUACCCCCACCACACACACUCCCUGCCACUGUUCUGCGCUUUAAUUGUGGGAGAAGCCGGGAGGGCUCAGCCGUGGGGCAGCCUGCCUGGGCCACCGAACCACCAGCCUCCGGCUCUGUUCCACCUCAAAUAACCUUGGAGAGGUGGGAUGGGAGGGUACCUUCUGGCCCCCAGGGGAGCGUGAUGGGCAGUGAGGGUGAAACAGAGGCGGAGGGAGUCGGGGUGAAGAGGCCUCAAGAAGGAGAGUGUCAAGUUGGGGUUGGCUUGAGAAGAGAGGGGCCCACACUCCUUUUGCUCCUGCUAUGUGCUAGGACCCCUGCACAGCUGGUGGCCCCCUCAGACCCUGCAAGGCAAGCAUGGGGUCUCCAUGUUUCAGAUGAGAUACGGAGACUCGGAGAAGUUGCAGGACCCCCAGGAGGCGCGGACAGAGUUGGAGUUAUCAUCCCAGGGUGCCUGUCCCCAGAGCCCAGGUUGACCUACCUCCCUGGACCAGGGGCUGGCCAUGGGGAUGGGGAGAGGCUGCACUAGGGGGUUGAGACAGACAGGAAUGAGGACAGGAGCCUCCUAGGGGGUGACUUGGGGCAGAACAGAGCAUCUCCUCCCAGAGUCCUCCAGUACAGGAGAGCAGGCACUUGUGACAAGGCAGGAAAAGGGGAGCCCAUACAAGGCACCUGCUUAUCAGCCCACAAGCCAGCCAGGGACUGCAGAAGCCCCUACUGACCCCUCCAAGCCCCCCAGCUCAGAUGGGGUACCAAGGCCCCCAGCAGCCUCCUGAACAGGGAAGGCCCCGGGGCAGGCUUGGGCUCAGAAACAGGGUCCAGGGCCAGGUAGGGAGGUAGAGUCCCAGCCUCUGGGCAGACCAACCACCCUGGGACAAGGGUAGCAGAAGGCUUUGAUAUUCUCUGUUGCCCUAGAUUUGGGUCUGGUGACCCCCUCGGUGGGUACCACUCCCUUAUUUCCUAUCCCUACCCCCCAGUCUCCUUGGCCUAGAGCAGCAGCUCCUGAGACCCAGUUCUGGGACUGAAGGUUAACCCUUCCCCUGCUGCCCCUUCUCAACACCCAGGCCCCUCAGAGCUGGCUCAGCCUGUCCAACAGCCGCCUUUGGGCGGCGCCGGCCCCCAGGCACCAGCAACCUCUGGGUAUUUAUGAGUUUCAUAUGAAGUACUGUGCCCUUUCCCUUCCUUACCCCCCACCCACCCCACCCCUGAGCUUCCUGAAGGUCCUCACAGUUUGCAUAUCGCUCAGGCCACCUCCAAACCCAACCUAGGUUUUAUAAUGUAUAUUAUAUAUAUUUUUGUGUAUUUUUUAAAUCCAGCUGUGAUGGGUUGUAUCAUAAAUGCGGCGCAGGGCUGGGGCAGGGGCCCUCCAGGCCCGGCUCCUGCUCAAAAAAAAAAAAAAAAAAAGAUUAAAGUUAUUUGUUUGUGGGUUAAUCGUGGCCAGCCUUGUGCCAGACCUCUGGGUUAGAACACCUUCAGGUUCCCGCUGGAUAAAGCUGGGGAGGACCUGGGUGCUUCUGCGUGCCGGUGUGUCACCCCCUCCCAGCUCACCCCAUCUAUGACAGGGGGACAGGGGCAAGCACUACUCACACAAAAUAGACAUGACUUGAGGGCCCCAUAAAAGCUUUGCCAACUCCAAAGCAUUUUCACUUACUCAUACAAAGUGCAGAUAUAAAUUUAUCAAUUCAGUUCAAAGAAGGGUUAUUUGGGUUUUAGAUUCAGAUUUUUAACAACUUUAUGACCUUAGGUGAGUCACCAGUCUCUGAGGCUCACUUCCACAUCUGUUAGAGAACAUUUUUGUGGGUUAUUGAGAGAAUUAAAUAAGAUGAUGACUAUAAAAAUCCCCUGCUCUAAGUCUAUGUGCAUGGCAAACUUAAUCUAUCCCCUCGAGGAAUUUAAAAUCUAGUGUAAGUGCCCGUUGCAAGAAAUUUUAGUAACUCUGGAAGGAAAAAGUUAAAAUGAUUUGGUUACAAUGCUUUAAAAAAAGAAGCUUUGCCGACUGCAAAAUUUCUCCCAUCCCAUUGGUGAGCCGCUAGUGAGCACCCACUGUGUGCCCAGUAUGUAAGUGAGGUGACUUGCCCAAGGUCACAUGGCUACCGAGAUGGGAGCUGAACCACACACUCUUCACAGACCCAGGCAUGGUAGCUUUUCUAUUGGUUAUCAUCGUCCUCAUUUG